AUGGCCGAUCCGUUUUCAAACCUCUUCUCGACAUUUAAAGGUGUUGAAAAGAAUGAAGGGACCGCAAAUGAGCAAGUAAACGACAAUCCAGUGCCUCAUCAAUCAACGGGUUCAAGAACUCCGGUUUAUUCUGAUCUAGAUCAAAUUUUGGGAACCAGAGUCGUUGAAAAUGUUGCUCAACCGGUUUCAGACGACUUAGAUGACGCUUUUGACGUAUUUAACUCCCCAACCCCGCCACAAAUGCCCGAAUCAUCCUUCGAAUCCACAUAUGGGCAAGUGAACUCUGAACCACCGGUGGUGGACGAAAUAAAAGAUAUGGAAAUAGCCAAACUUAUGUCGCUCGGGAUGAGCUUGGAAAAAGCCACUGACUAUCACGACCGAGGGAUAGUGUACGAGCGUAUCGUGGAAAGAAUGUCUCACAAGCGAGAAAAUGAUCUCAGACCAGCCGAUCGCAACACAAGCGAAGAACCGGAUCUUUUCUCGCUCGCUUCGGGAUGGCUGUCGAAAGGACGUACAUUUUUGGAUUCCACUUUCAAACAGGCCUCCAGCCCUCAAGCCACCUCGUUCAGUCAGCACAUCUCGGCCCGGUCAGAACAAGACAGCGCGCAAGUAGGAAGUCAUCGUUCCUUUCGCCCAAACAUCGGUACACAAAAUCUGUCGGCAAAUCGUAAGAAUCAGCAUCCACCAACGUCUAACUUAGCAAGAAGCGCUCGUGGACAUUUCGAGGUGUCUGAGGAAAUACCGAAAGCCAGCACUUUUGAUUCGGAAGCUUCAGUAACUCAACGAAAGGACAAAGCAGAAAACCUACUCGAUUUCGACUUUGAUUCGUCCGUUGAACCCCAUCAAGACAAUUUUACCAAUAAUGUUCAUCUAUCACCCAUUGAGCUUCAUAGUUAUCAAGAGUUCAAGGGCAAGGCAUCAGAGGCUUUUACAGCUGGCGAUUAUGACCUUGCGUUACAAAAUUAUGAGAAAAGUCACAACAGUUUGCCUUCAACUCAUCCUUGGCAAACGAUUUCACUUUCAAACAUGAUUGUAUGCCAAUUGAAGCUAGGUCAGUAUCGAAAUGCUCUUGAAAAUGCAGAUGAAGCUUUGAGUAAAGUGCCGCUGAAUAAUUUAGAUCAAGAGAUUCCACAUGCUGCACCGGUUAAAACCUUCAAAGAUAUGUGGACGAAAGUUCUGUCAAACAAGGCACAAGCGCUUGAAGCAAUCGAAGACUACAAGAACGCUCUACUCACAUAUCAAGCACUUAUAGAAAAGGGAGUCACAUCCAAAAAAGUCCUUGAUGCCAGGCUCCGCUGCCAAAAGGCUUUGGACCCUGAGAAGUUCAAAGCCACAUCGAAACCAAAACCUAAACCUGUUUCAACCACAAACAGAGAAGCAAGCCCUUUUAUCUCUCAGCAAGAAAAAAAAAAAACAGCUCAAGGUAAAGCUUCCAAUGCUUUAGAGGAUCAAAGAUUUCUUCUCCACGACAAAGUUGAGCAACGUGUUUUUGCUUGGUCAAAAGGCUAUGAAAAAAACCUUCGCGAACUACUAGCUCGCUUGCAGCUUAUCCUAGAUUGGUGCGAUUGGAAAGAGGUACCUUCUUCUACGUUGGUGAUGCCCAAGAAAGUCAAAAUAACAUAUCUGAGAGCAGCCUCUAAAACACAUCCCGACAAAAUACAGGAAUCUUGGCCCAUGGAAAGAAAAAUGGUUGCUGAGUAUGUCUUCACCAUUUUGAGUAAGGCCUGGGAAAUUUUCAAGGAGGAGCAUAAAAUGUCUUAA
Messenger RNA from Lachancea lanzarotensis, 1761 nucleotides. It is a transcript of the gene SWA2, whose product is annotated as LALA0S05e02058g1_1. The record is from RefSeq and is a predicted model, not a curated record. NCBI's taxonomy places the organism in Eukaryota, Fungi, Ascomycota, Saccharomycetes, Saccharomycetales, Saccharomycetaceae. The transcript has a single exon. Bases 1 to 1761 code for a protein of 586 amino acids. Gene Ontology annotation, molecular function: protein binding.